Drosophila nasuta is the source of this 399-nucleotide messenger RNA. RefSeq lists its product as uncharacterized. The record is from RefSeq and is a predicted model, not a curated record. Bases 1 to 399 code for a protein of 132 amino acids. NCBI's taxonomy places the organism in Eukaryota, Metazoa, Arthropoda, Insecta, Diptera, Drosophilidae. The transcript is spliced from 2 exons.
AUGAGCUCCCUAGGAGUAUCCUGGAGCAGUCUAGAUUUUCGAAAUGACGCCAAAAUUCUAAAGAGGUUGUACAAGAUUCCUGGAAAAGAUUAUACUAACUUAGUCAAGACUCUUAAAAAUACGCCCACUUCGCUGGUGCUGAAGGAUUAUGUAAACCAUGAGCUGGUGCCCAUACUAACCAUGGAUCCGAAUGCACGUCUAGCUCCCGUCUACACGCCCGCAGCGACAGCAAAUCCCGCAGAUUCGCAGCAGCUGAGCAGUCCGCUGCUCGAAGGACUCAGCACAACGCCAACACAAUCUCAGGCCAAGGGCGGCGGCGGAGUUUAUACGUUGACCGAAGAGACGGAGCUGGAGCUGCAGGCGGUGCACACCGCAGAGACGCAGGUGGAACGCGUCUAG